Molecule: messenger RNA, 916 nt
Organism: Thalassophryne amazonica
Lineage: Eukaryota; Metazoa; Chordata; Actinopteri; Batrachoidiformes; Batrachoididae
Gene: psmb6
Product: proteasome 20S subunit beta 6
Exons: 7
Coding region: 35-736 (233 amino acids)
Cellular component (GO): proteasome core complex
Molecular function (GO): threonine-type endopeptidase activity
Source: RefSeq, a predicted model, not a curated record
GAUCUCGCGAGAUUUCGCGCAGUUGGAAGUAAAGAUGGCGGCAGCAACCUCAAUGAUGCCGAACUUCGUCCAGCAGUUUUCAUCCAAAUCUGAUCUGAUUCCGAACUGGAUCAGUCAAGAAGUCAGCACGGGGACCACCAUCAUGGCGGUGGAGUACGACGGCGGCGUGGUGAUCGGUGCAGACUCUCGGACCACCACCGGAGCCUACAUUGCCAACAGAGUGACGGACAAACUGACGCCCAUCCAUGACCGGAUCUUCUGCUGCAGGUCUGGAUCUGCUGCGGACACUCAGGCCGUCGCUGACGUGGUUGCCUACCAGCUUGGAUUCCACAGCAUCGAGCUGGAUGAGCCCCCACUGGUGGAGACGGCAGCUAAUCUCUUCAAAGCGAGCUGUUACCGUUACCGGGAGGAGCUGACGGCUGGGAUCCUGGUGGCUGGGUGGGACCGGAGAAAGGGAGGGCAGGUGUACUGCGUUCCGAUUGGUGGCAUGAUGGUGAGACAGCCGGUGGCGGUGGGUGGCAGCGGCAGCACCUACAUCUACGGCUUCAUGGACUCAAACUACAAACCGGGUCUGACCAAAGACGAGUGUCUGGAGCUAACUGCUGCAGCUCUGUCUCUGGCCAUGGAGAGGGAUGGCUCCAGUGGGGGCGUGGUCAGACUGGCGUCCAUCUCGGAGGAGGGCGUGGAGAGGCGGGUCAUCCUGGGUAACCAGCUUCCUCGCUUCUCCACACACUGAGUAUUGUUGUUGUGAUUAAAGGUUCUGGUUCUGCUCGUGUUCUGUGGUGUCACUGUCUAACCGUCUCAGUAAGAACUGCUGUUUCUGAGAACAAGCAGCAGGUUCAUGUUCUCCAUCAAAUAACCCAAUGUUUUACAUUUUCAGGAAAUAUAAAUAAAUGUCAUGUUUUACAAAUCUUGA